Messenger RNA from Chrysoperla carnea, 3084 nucleotides. RefSeq lists its product as uncharacterized. Gene Ontology annotation, biological process: proteolysis. The record is from RefSeq and is a predicted model, not a curated record. The transcript has 20 exons. Gene Ontology annotation, molecular function: serine-type endopeptidase activity. NCBI's taxonomy places the organism in Eukaryota, Metazoa, Arthropoda, Insecta, Neuroptera, Chrysopidae. The coding region runs from base 1 to 3027 and encodes 1008 amino acids.
AUGCAACAACGGCUUUAUUUGAUAAGUUUGGUGCUGUUAUUGAUUAAUUACACGUGCGGCGAAGAAAUCGAUACAGAUGUAGAAAUUGAUGAUCCAAAUAUUGAUACUGCUGAAAUAGAUCGAAUUUUACAUGGACGUGUUGCAAAGCCGAUGACUUUUCCAUUUCAAGUUUCAUUGCAAGAAAAUACUCGAGAUAGAACUUAUAAAUUUUGUGGUGGUGUAAUUAUAAAACCAAAAUGGAUACUAACAGCUGCACAUUGUUACUUUAACGAAGUAAAAAAUGGUAACAAAUUUCGAAAUGAUUUCCGUGUGAAAGCUGGUGUUGUUAAAGCUAAUGAUUUGGGUCCAACAGCACAAUAUGUUCCUAAUAACUCAAUGGAUUCCCCACUGUAUCGAAUAACGUUUGUCAACGAUAUAGCAUUAUUACAAUUAAAGUAUCCGUUAAAAUAUAAUAAAUACGUAAGACCUAUUGCAUUGCCACCAAAGAAUUACAAAGCGAAAGGUAUUGGAACUAUUGUAGGUUGGGGUGCAAUUGAUAAUGAUGAAGAAGUAAGCUCACUAGCAUUGCGAUACGCCACAAUACCCGUAUCCAAAAAAGAAGAAUGUGAUGAAUAUUUCGAAAAUCCAUUGACAAAAAAUCAACUAUGUUUGGGAGUUAACAGCAAGUACAAUGCAUGUGCUGGAGAUUCUGGCGGUCCGUUUGUUCAAACUAUUAAAGGAAAACCAGCUGUUGUUGGAAUCACUUCGUAUGGAACAGAAGGAUGUUAUGAAGACGAACCAAUUGUAUAUACUAAUGUUGUAUCUCACCUCGAUUUUAUAAAGAAAACAAUUAUUGGAGCAUCCGAAAAAACGAAUAAAGAUAUCGAUGAAAAACCUCAUCCAUAUCUAGUUUCAUUAUUGGACUAUGAUGAACUUGAAGAAUCAUAUGAGAAUUUUUGCACUGGGGUCAUUAUUCAUGAAAAAUGGGUGUUAACAACGGCUGAUUGUUUUGAUAAUGAAAAUAAAAAUCGGGUAUCCUUUAUGCGAAUAAAAAUUGGUUCACCGAAUCCCAAUAUUAAUGUUGAUGAAUUAUUAGAAAUUUCAAAAUUCAUUCGUCAUCCAUUGUAUAAGAUUGAAGAUAAAGAUAUGAAAUUCAAUGUAGCUUUAAUCAAAUUGAAAGAAUCCUUACCUAGUUUACAAUCUGAGCAAAAAGCAUUUUUACCAUCAAAUGAUUUUGAUGUUAAGUCUUUCAAAGGUCAAAUAAUUGGUUGGCACAUUGAGAAUUCAAUCAAUGAUAUAGAAGAUAAUACAGAAUACAGCUUGGCAACGGCAAAUGUAACAAACGGUGACCAAGAAGAAUGUAAAAAAUAUUUUCCGAAUCAAGCUGAAUCCACAAUAUGCGUCGUUCGAACUGAUAAGACAUGCAAUUUCGAUACAAGUAGUCCAUUAAUUGUUCCAAGUUUGUUUGUUGUCAGUGUAAUCAAGAUGUAUGCGGUUGACAUUGGGUUGUUGUUAAUUUCAACAUUAGCAUGUGUUUACGGUGUUGAAAAUAUUGAUUUGGAUAAAAUAGAAUUUCCUACUGAUAUACCAAACAGAAUUCUAAAUGGACAAAUAGCAAAAGCAAGGCAGUUUCCAUAUCAAGUUUCGUUACAAGAAAGAGAACGCAAUAUUGAUUCUAAAUUCUGUGGUGGUGUAAUAUUAAAUGCAAACUGGAUUUUAACCGCUGCACAUUGUUAUGCUCCAAUUGGCUCAUCUUUCUCAAAUGACUAUUAUAUCAAAGCUGGUAAUACGAAAGCUUUUGAAUUUGGAGACACCACACAAUUUAUAGAAGUUUCCAGAAUUAUUUUGCAUCCUCAAUAUAAUGAUGAUACGAAUAUUAACGAUAUUGCUUUAUUGCAAUUAAAGCAUCCAUUGAAAUUCAAUAAAUAUGUUCGACCAGUAAAUUUACCAAGAAAAAAUUAUGACCCAAAAAAUGGACAAAUAGGAACAAUUGUUGGAUGGGGUGCAAUCGAUAAUGCAGAACAAAUAAGUUCAAAAGUUUUAAGAUACGCGAAUAUUCCAGUAUCUCCAAGAUCAGCCUGCAAUAAAUAUUUUGAACCAUUACGAAAGAGUCAAAUCUGCUUAGGAUAUAAAAGUAAAUACAAUGCUUGUAGAGGUGAUUCUGGUGGCCCAUUUCUUCUAUCAAUUAACGGAAGACAUACCGUUGUGGGAAUAACAUCAUUUGGAACAGUUGGAUGUCACGAAAAUGAUCCAAUCGUGUACACAAAUGUUGGAUCUUUUGUAGAUUUUAUUAAUUCUAAUAUUAAAAAAUAUUCGAAAAAAAGUUCAACUGAUGAUUCUAACACCGGGUCCAAUUAUUCAUACUUGGCAUCCAUUCAAGAAUAUAAUGAUGAAGAUGAGAGUUAUGAAAAAUUAUGUACCGGAACAAUUGUUGAUGAACGUUGGAUAUUUACUUCAGCAGAUUGUUUUGAUAACAGUGGAAGAGAUCGUACACCAUUCAUACGUGUGAAAGUUGGAUCUGUGGAUGUAGACGAUGAUAAAAAAGGAACUUUCCAUGAAAUUUUAAAAUUCGUUAUUCAUCCUGAAUAUAAUCCCGAGGACAAAAAUGUGAAAAAUAAUAUUGCUAUGGUUUUAUUAAAGAAACCAUUGACCUUAUCGAAAACUGUUAGCAAAGCAUUUUUACCACCAAGUUUUCUUGAUCCGAACACAAUUGAAGGUAAAAUUGUUGGAUGGAGUGCAGAGAAUUCCACAGAUGAUGUGAUUUCACAUCGUAUUGUUUCCACUGAAGUUACGAAUGGUGAACCAAAGAAAUGUAAAGAAAUGUUCCCAAAUAUGGAUGAAACAAAUAUAUGCUUAGUCAGAAUCGGAGGUAAUUGCAGUCCUGACAUUGGAAGUCCAUUAGUAAUUGAACAAAAAAAUGGAAACAUAAUUGUUGGAUUAAAUUCAAUUGUGGAUAAGAAUUGUGAACAAGAUAAACCAUUUUUGGUAACAAAUGUGCAUAAUUUUGCAAAUAUUAUCGACAGAUUAAUGCAGCUAGUAUCUAAAUAGAUAUAUGGAUUUAUUUAAAUCGAAUGGUCGAAAAAGACUGAAUAAUAUAGUUUUUAA